Molecule: messenger RNA, 4485 nt
Organism: Bacidia gigantensis
Lineage: Eukaryota; Fungi; Ascomycota; Lecanoromycetes; Lecanorales; Ramalinaceae
Exons: 3
Coding region: 1-4485 (1494 amino acids)
Source: RefSeq, a predicted model, not a curated record
AUGCCCCCGGUGACCUUCUUCCGUGACGAGAGCCAGCAGUAUGUGUUUGCACGCUUUCCUGCCAAUCAAGAUCGCGACUCGCAAUGGGUCAUCUCCUUCGAAGGCUUCGUCGAGGAGCUAAUGUCUGACGACGACGAUCUAGCUCAAAGCUAUCUGCCAACUACGUUUGCCACUGCUCUAAGUCUAGGCAACGACCAUUUCACAGUUAAUGAAGAGCCUGCUAUCCUGGUGACAGCCUCGAAAGCACUCAACAUUGUCAUUCCCUCCUCCGGGAGUCGCCUUGCAAUUUACGUUGAUAUUUCUUUCGAGGUCAUUCAAUCUGUUCAAGUCGAGCAUAUGCAGCAUUCAUUGUCGCAGGAAGAUUACGCUCUGAAGCUGAACCUAAUCUCUGGAGUCCAGGCUUCUCUUUUGGUAAACGCAAAAGAUGUUGAGACUACUGGCGUCCUGUUAGGCUUCAGCUCUGAGAAUGCUGCUUCAGCUGUGAAACAAUGUGUUCUGUCAAGGAUUGGGCAAAAAUUUCCCUCAAGCAAAAGAGUCAGUGAAGCUGCUGAUGUUGCAACUUCAGAAUCUGCUGACGCCGUGGACUUCAUUGAGGAGUCUGGGGUGUCUGAAGCGACACAGCCUAAAGCCUCGUCGAGACAUACGCCCUCAAUCUCCCACGCCAAGUCAGUUGGAAGUAUCCCUCAUAAAGGCCACCAAGUCCUUCAACGCCACCUUGGUGAGAAUCUCAGGAAUCAGUUCAAAGAUGCUGGCUGGCCAGUAAUCGCUCCAAACGGCUCCGCAAGCCAACCUGCUGCCGACUCGAAAACGCUAGGACCUAAUGAGAAGCCCACAAAACGCCGCCUAGGAAAAGAGUUUGUUGAUGACAUGCUCAAGCAGGAUCAUCCGAAAGACAUUGCUCAGAGCACUCUUGCCAAAAUAAGCAUGACGGAGUCGAAAGAUCCCCGGGUUCAUUCGAGCCAACAGGAAAGUCAGGUUGUCAAAGAGCCGGACGCCACGAUCGAGCAGGGAUCUACAGACCAGGAGAGGUGGCAGCAAGGGAUGGAUGCCAUUGACUCGGCACCCGAGUUCCAGGCACAGAAAAUACCGAUGUGCGCACAGACCCAUGCCAGUGACCAGGAAGCCAAUACUUUGAAAUCAAGGUCCUUGCAAAUAUAUAGGCCGAACAACGGAGUAACUACGCCGCCGCAGAGGACCAUCCUUCCAAUCAACAUAGAGAUUAAUUCGGCGAUUGAUCAGUCAAAUAGAAUCAAUCUCGGAAAAAUAGAGCAAGAUUCAAGAGCUGGACAAAGAAAUAGAAACAGGCAUGAGCAAAGCAUCAAGGCACCCAGGGCGCUAAUGUCUCGCCAGGCUGAGAAAAGUGAUCACCAGGUCUCAAAGCUAUCGCAGAUUCAGAAGGAGAACAGAUCAUCACAAAGUAUGAAGCAUCGACAGACAAGCGUUUCGAGUCAAGAGUCGAUCAAUAAAUCUCAGAAAGCUCUUGUGACUGAUCCACAAGAUCGCAACAACAAGAAUACAAUUGAUGUACGUCAGCCAAAGUCGACGACUCAUGGAUCAGCUCAAUCUCAGGACGACAGCUCUGGGCAAAGCAAUGCGACCAAGCCUAAGAUUGUGCCUGCCAUGAAUCGAGUUUCAUCGAAGAAGUUUGUUAAAGCCAAAGUCGAAAACGGUGCUGUCUCCCAUAAUGCAAACCUCAGACCCUCUCGCGCGGGAUCUGGAUCAAAGACGAGUGGACAAAGACUGCCAAUACCCCCAGCAGAUGACGAUAUAUGGAAUGAGGGUUUAGCUAUCCCUGUUAACAAGAACUUCAAGCCUACUGCCAAAAAGACUCGGCCCACGAAAACGCACGCCAUUACCAAAGUUUCAAACUCCUCGAAGCUCUCCAGAAACAGGAAAAGUCAGGACAAAAUUUCAAAAGCCGGUAAUCUGAGCAAAGGGCCUAAGUCCAGGCCCGCGAAGAAAGCGAAUCAGGGUGCAGUAGUCUCUCGAGCCCAGCCAAGAAGAUCGGCAGCAGUCGAGGCGAACCGGAAGUUGGGGAAUCAACUGAGCUCCGAAAUUACGCCUGAAGAGCACACGCAUGAUGUGAGUUCGAUACCAAACCAAAUGAUGCAGGAGCUGCCGGAGAUACCACGGUCACCAUAUCUCCAGCAUGAGAAUGACGAACCACCGAAGCAUCGCGCAGAUCUAUUAAAGACGGCACUAGUACUGGGCCCUGGUGGUCAGGAUAUGACUCUACAACAUGACGGUCUCCAGAAAGACAUCACCACCCCACCGGAUGAAUACGCGGGCGACCAACAGGUGCACUUAGAGGAUUCAAUUGUAUCUGAUAGCUUUGCGCAUGAAAAUGGAGCAAAGCCAUCGACUGCGAGAAUCCGGGAUCCUCCAAAGCCCUUCCUACCUACAACGGCCUUGCACGUCCACCAAAGCCCUGACGAGAUGAAGCAAUCUGUCAAAGAUCCUGAGGUACAUCUGGACGUCAUAAGACCUGGGAAUUCCGUCGUUAUUGCCGCAAAAAGCAUGAAGACACAAUAUCUCCAAGGCGAUCAGAAAGUCAGGCAAGUAAAUGACAUCAACGAGAAGAGAGGCCAGACUCCUAGAAUACCAGCGAAACCACCCAUAGCUCCAAAGGCAAAAGCUGCGGAUCCGUUCGCUACAAAGCUCACGCCCAUCAUAUCCACCAAGGCGAAAGUCAGUAGUAUUCGUUACACUCGAAAGUCUGGCCCUGGAGACCAGCAUACCAAGCCUGCAAAUGUUCAGGUAGCGAACGCAGAUGGUAUAUUUGAGCAGGUAAUUGGGCAAUACACUGCAGGGCAAGAGCAGAUCCAACCUUCGCAUAGAAAACAAACUCCUGUGCCUCGAGGAAUGAAGAGAAAGUCUCCAGACUCCAGUACCCAAGAUCACAAGAAAAAGCGCAAAGAAUCCAUAAUCAGGUAUACUGCCCAAAGAGACCGAAAAAGCCUUGACGACAAGCCAGGUCUCACGCCGCUGGCAACGUCGGUGAGCAAAGCUAAUCUCAUACAUUUUGACAAGUCUGGUCCACAGAACCAAGGGAAAUUCGGCCAAGCGAGACCUACAGACCAUGAUUUUGCAAGCAUCUCUGACUUUGACGGCAUUGUGCAGUCUGAAAAGGUCCCUGUGCAGCAAUCCUUAGCCUUGCAAACAGCCCAAAGAAUAACCGGCAAGUCGCACGUCAGUAUCUUGCCAUCAAUGGUCAACGAAGUACGCUUUGGAAUAGAUAUGCAGACACAGCGCAGGGCACUAGAGCCAAGCAAAGCCGACAUGCAGAGGCUGCCCUUAUCGGAAAAGAGGAACGUGCUGCAACCCAUGCCAUCAAUCCUGGAGCCGUUGGGACGACGAUCCCAAGAGAAGUGCGAUUCGAGAAUUGAGUCGCAGACACAUGUCACAGAAGAUGGAAGUCCUUUUCUGCAGUCACAGAGAGCCUUUCAUGCUGCUCCAGACGCAGAUGCCAUGACCGAAGAAGAAGACAUUGAGAAUGCUCUCGCGGACGCCAAGCUGGAAGACGAACAUAAAUUUACUGAGCCCAUCCCGCCUGCACCGAGAUUACCAGAGCCCAAAAUAGUAAACGCAAGACUCAAUUCCCUCAUCCCGCGAAGGACCGAGAACGGAAAUGUGGGUGCUAAUAGAUCAGCACGUUCAGGCAGUCACAAACAGCUCCCUAGCUCUCCACAUGCGGAAUCAGCUGUUAGCAACUCCGAACCGUUCAUUUCUCGACCUACUGGCGUGAUGGUUAAUCUGCAAACGGAGGAGACUGUCGUCCCUUCCGAGAUACAAGAUCCUUUCGUAACAAACGAAAAGGUACCCGUCAGCUCCUUCAUCUCCAAGUUAAAUCAGUUUGCCCAGAAAGUGCACCAUGAGCAAGUCGCCGUUGAAGAUUACAACAACCACGGCCAAAACAAGGGCGACGUGAUAAGAUUGCCUCCUGAGGAUCCUGAUAAACAACUCGUCGCUCCAGCGACCCCAGUACAAUACCAUCGACCUGCUGAAAGUAGGAAGGAUGCCGUUGAGAUUUCAAGUGGAAGCUCCUCGGACCACUCGACAGUCAAGAAGUCAGCAUCGGUGCCAUCGGAAACGGAGCGCCCCGUUGAUCCAGAUUCCUCAAAUGAAUGGGCGGAAGAUCACCAUUAUGAGAUGUACACCCUGUUGUGUGGGAUCGUGAAUCGAAUGGUCAAGAGGACGAUACGGAGUGAGGAUGCAAUCCACCGAAAGGUUCAAGAUUUUUCAGAUGGGAGCAAGUCUCUGAUCGAUCGACUAAGAGAAGAACACAGCCGUCAUCUGGAGAUAAACGUGGAGAUUGCCCUCCAGACGCGAAAAAAGCUGGCUGCCGCCUGUAGAAAAACGACAUCAGAUCUGGAAAAGUUAAGUGGGGCAAAAGUUGACGUUGUGCAACGUGACUGGAGUAUGAGGCAGGAAGCUCUGACGGAAAAGUUGACUGACGCUCUUGCCGCAUGUCAACCACUUGCAUGA